Messenger RNA from Orussus abietinus, 2981 nucleotides. RefSeq lists its product as uncharacterized. The transcript has 11 exons. The record is from RefSeq and is a predicted model, not a curated record. The coding region runs from base 476 to 2938 and encodes 820 amino acids. Lineage: Eukaryota; Metazoa; Arthropoda; Insecta; Hymenoptera; Orussidae.
AACACGCGACUCGCCGCCGGAGAGAGAGCCCAAGUCGGACCGCGACUCGAGCCGCCGACCGCGGCCGGCGACCUCGCCCGCACAGCCGCGCGCCCAGACGCCCCGGCACCGGCCGGCGGUCCGCGCCCGCAACCCCGCGCAGCGAGGGCGAGGCCGGCACAGCGACCGCAAGAGGGGCUAUCCCGGGCCGGAGAUUUCCUACGGAGAGGAAGAGCCGCCUUCGCGAGCGACAGUUGAAAAGCGAGCCAAUUUCACGCGUGAUCGCUCGCCGCGACACGCAGCACCGAUCGGGAAGUCCCCGUGAGUCGACCGCUCUUGGUUUCGGCGCUUCCUGGUCUCUUGAAAACCGCAUUGAUGGCCCCCUGGAGCCGACCGGAAGGCCCCGCCGAACGAGCCGCCGUUUAAGGGACAGAGAAAAGAAAGAAAGAGAGAGAGAGGACCGCUUCCGGUGAACGACCCUUCCGCGUUCUCCAAAAUGGCGCCCUACAGCGUCCUCCUGGUCAGCCUCGUCGCCUGCGUUGCAUGUCUUCCAGCGAUCGAGGAAUCCACUGACACCGCGGUCAGCCAGAGCAUCGAGAAUGCCUCUACGGCAUCCACUGUGCUCGACAUCGUGGACCACUCCACUAUUGAUAUGGUAUCAACCACCAAAGCACCCUCGACGUCCGUUGUCUUUGUGAACGUGCCUGCACACACGGAAACCGAGCUGGGAUCGUCCGUUCUUCUGGCUUGCAGAACCGCCAGCCCCGUUGCAGAGUGUCAAUGGUCCUGGCAACCUCUUCCUCCGACUCAUCUCCCGUUGCCGGAUAUCAGCGAGGAUCCAUCCUUGACAGCUCUGACGGCGGAAUUUUUCAACACCUCCGCGUCUCGUGCUCCUACUACCCAGCCGCUACCUGUAAGACUAUUCCCAGCUUUCGGAAAUAACAGCAACGACUGUUCCGUGCGAUUUUCCAGCACGAAGCACGAGCAGACCGGGUAUUGGACCUGCGCGGCUAGAACUUCUAUCAACGAACCCUUCACGAGUACGGAACCUGCGAAAUUAAGCAUCAUCAAUGACAAUAAAGAAUUGCCAAUUACCUUCGAAAAGUCGGAGUCCACGGUAGAGGCGCCAGCGGGGUCCUCGACACAGAUAAUGUGUCGGACGAAUGAUCCCGUUCAAGAAUGUCAGUGGUCUUGGCGUCAGUUGAACCAGUCUCAACCGUGGAAUCUCGAGGUGAAGAAAUUCGCUGCCUUUGGCAACGAUAGCACCGACUGCAGUAUCAAAUUUAAGAACGUCCUUCCGGAGCAAGAGGGUUUCUGGACGUGCGGAGCGAGGAUCAAUCCCAACUCCUCUUUCGUCCACUCCAGCCCCAUUAAAUUUCUUAUAUCUGAAGUCGAAUUUGUGCAAUUAUCACGAGGUAUCCAGAUAGCUGCCGGGGAGACGGUGUUCCUGAGAUGCCUGUCCAAUAAGCCGGUCGUCCAGUGCGAGUGGUCCUGGAGGCCAACGAAUUCCAGCAAGGAGUCGACGGUAGUUAAAAAAUUCGAGCCAAGCGAGGAUGCCGACCACGACUGCUCGGUCAGAUUCAAAAACAUUCUUUACGAAGAGGAGGGUCUCUGGACCUGCGGAGUGCGCCUGACCCCAGGAGGAAUACUUCACGAGGCACCCCCUGCGACCGUCACCCUUUUACCCUCCGCCAAAACCAAUUUCGUGGAGGUCCCGGAGGACACUUCGGUUCCGCUCGGUACCGAGGCUCUCCUGAAGUGUGUAACUUCCGGCCGCGUGGACAAGUGCUCCUGGACGUGGAGGCCUCUGACCGGAAGUAACGCCGAGGUGAUCGUCCGAGAGUUCCCCAGCGGCGGGGACCUUGGUAGGGAUUGCAGCCUGAAGCUCCCUCGAGUCUUCGCCGAGGAACAAGGUCAUUGGGGAUGUCAAGUGUCCAUAACGUCUCUGAACACGAUACUGUCUUCGCCGAUAGCCAAAGUCACCGUCUUCGAGGAAGAUGAGGUGAAGUUCUCCGAGCUCUCGCAGGACAUACAGAUAUCCUCCGGUGGCAGCGUCCUCCUGCGAUGCGUCACCUCUUCGGCCGUCGAGCAAUGCAGGUGGUCCUUGACACCCGUCAACUCCAACACCACGGUCGUGGUGAAACAGUUCCCAGCAGCUGGUACCGAGGCUAGAGACUGCAGUGUACGUCUUAGCCAUGCCUUGGCCGAGCAGGAAGGUCUUUGGACCUGCGGUGCUCGACUUCGAAGUCGGCAGAACUACACGGACGCCCCACCUGCGAAGCUCAGCCUGCUGCAACCAGAACCCGCAACAGUCACGCUCUGGGCUAUACCCCAUCAAAAAGUUACUUUGGCCUGCAGGGUAGGUCAUCUGACACCGGAAGUGCAAUGUGAAUGGCUGCAUCCGCCAAAUCUCCAAGUGCGGCAAAGCACCUCAAAAAAGUCGAGGCACGUUGUGCAAAUGAACUAUUCUACCGGAAUAUGUACGUUGCAAUUUAAACCCGAAAGUACGGAUCUGGGCCACUGGAGCUGCAAAUUCACUAUCCCUGAUGAAAAUGGAGAGAUUGAAUUAGGUAGUUCCUCCAUCGUUUUGCUGAAUAGUUUAGGGGAUGAAAAGUUAGGAUGGAUAGUAGGCGCUUUAACAGCUGUCAUUUUACUUCUCAUGAUCAUUGUCGUCGUCUUAGUUGUAUGUAAAGCUCGUUUAUUUGCCCGAAAAGCUCCUGCUGUCAUGAAACCUGUAAGUGAAACUCCAAAACGAAAACGAAACGAACGAUUCUGCAACGAUCGAUACACCGAGCCACCAUCCAAGAUUCAAUUCUGCUUUAACGAGCAAGAUUCCGAUCAAAAUAUUUCCACUAUAAGUAGCGUAAUCCCAAACAGAAGUCCACAUUUGUAUGAACGAGUAGAAUUAAGGAAUAAUCGUCAUGCAUCCAAAGUGAUGCAUGAAAAUUAUAAAAGAUAAAUUACAGUAACAUAAGUGCAGAAAUAUAUGGUUUAAAAUAACA